UGUUGCCAGGGAAGAUGACAGUCGAUUAUUUGGCUAGUCCUGGCUACAGCUUAGAUGAACAUGGAUUUUCUUUAGUCUGUGUGUGAGAUAGAGAGAGUCGGGGUACACAUCGAGAACACAGCUGGCCCCAGUCUGUGGACACAAACAUUUUAUUGACGCUCCUGUAGGUGACAGUUCAAAUCUUUGCAAGGAGACAUGGCAAACGUCCUGACAAGACCGCCUAAGAACUACACCAAGUUCAAAUACGACGAUUCCCACAUCUACUUCCCCAAGCAGCUCUUUGAUGGUGAGGCGGGGCAGUUGCCGCUCUUCCUCGUCGUCGACGUGGGCUACGACAGCGAGGACGACAACCACAAGUACAUGGAAGCCUUCGAGUCUGGCGAGUUGCUGUUUGCCUUCAAGAGAGGAGUUCAGAAGAGAGUCUUGAUUCAUGACUCACACUCCAGGACCCUUAGUCUGCCGCUGAGCUCGCCCCUCACUUUUAAUGCCAGGAGCUACCCCGGAGGAGCGGAGGCUGUGACUGUGAGGGACAUCGUGAAGAACAUGAAGAUGCCGGUUCACAUGAGUUUCGCCAGGAAAGACAACCUCGUCUUCUCUGUUAACCCUAACCCUGUUAACCACACCUUCUUUGGGGAUCUGGUCCUGGUUGCUGUGUAUGAAGAACCUUUCUUCUCCUGCCUCUCAGUUGGUGGUACAGACGGCAAGCCGCGGGAGAAACUUCAAGUCUUGCCUCGCCGGCUGAACCAAGUCCUCUUUUCACUAGUGAACGGCCUUGUUGGUGUGAAAGAUCCACAGGAAAAGCUAAAACCAGUCAUAAAAGAGCUGACAGCGGCCAGUGCCAAGUACAGUCUGGACAACGACCCCUUCUAUCAAGAAUUGGCCAUCGUCGAUAAGAAUCGACGGGUGAUGACAGAAGCCGAGAUCCCGGACUACAUUGAGCACAACACUUUCAUCGACAUCAGCUACAAGAGACGAGAAGUACCCGACAUCCCAGGUGGGCCCCCACGCCAUCUUCCCCGCCUGCCCGCGGCAAAAGCCUCGGAUGCCGACAUCCCCGUGACACGGAAGAUUGAGGUCAACAAGUCAAAGGACGACACACGGUCUGCAAUGAAAAAGCCGAUGUUCACCUGGACGAUGUCUAGAAUGUUCACUGUCAGAGAUGUCUUCAACGGAAUGGUAGGUGACGUGCCCUUGCUUCUCUCCGUCACUUCCGGCUUCUACCGCAACUCUAGCGGACCUCACGUUAACCACAUGGAAAAGUUCGAGACCGGGGAGAUGCUGUUUGCCUUCCAGAGGGCUUUUCAAAGAAGAGUGCUGUUACACGACUCUCAGAACAGGACCCUAAGUCUCCCACAGUCAUCACCCAUCCUCUUCAGAGUUAACGGGUUAGAGAAGACGACGACGCUUGACGAUGUAGUGAAGACGACGACCCUUCCCGUGAGGCUGAGCUUUGCCCAGAAGGAGGACCUGCUCUUCAUCGUGGACCGCAGCUACAGGACACACGAGUACUUCGGAGACCUGACACUCGUGUCGGUGUACCUGGAGCGUUUCAUCUGCUGCUUAUCAGUUAGAAAUGAAGACGGAAAGGUGACAGACAAAGUCGUUUCUUUGCCCUGUCGACUGCGGCAGUUGGGGAUCUCAAUGGUGAAUGGAAUCCAAGGAGAAAGUGGGCGUCAGGAGAAGUUCAGAGAGCUCCUUAAGACUUAUAAGGAAACUGCUGAGAAGUUCCCUCUUCCUAAAGAACUUUUUUUCACAGAGCUGGCUUUAAUCAGCAGAAAAACAAAGAUUAUUAACGAAGCGGAUAUUCCAGAUUACAUAGAUGAAAACACAUUCAUAGACAUCCUGAUGAAAAGGUCAGGUCAGCGACAAGACGACGGACAAGUGAACGCCCCACCCACGAUACCAAACGAUCAGGAGGAGUCUCUGUACGACACAUUGUCUCCCAGUGACAAAGACAGUCACCUGUACAUUUCCUCUCAGUCUGAUGCCAUUAAAAACUUUCCAAUGAAAGAAAACCUACAGGACAACUCUUCAACAUUGAAAACUAAUGUUGUUGUGAAGACCCAACAACCUCUUUCGCCUUCGUCAAAGCAAGUCAUUACAGAACUUCAACAAAAGCUAUCGACGGAGGUGCCACCCCCUCUUUCGAAUCGUCCACAGGUGGCGCCCCCUUCAGUGAAUGCUACUCCAAUAUCUUCGCCGGCGCCCGCACUGCCACCUGUUUCUCACCGAGCACCUCUGAGGUCGACAGGCUCUGGCGAGGCAAGUGAAAACCCACAAACCUUGAUGCUGUCUCCAGCGUCCAGCAGACCAAACCUUUUCCAAGUCCCCGACCAGGCCAUGUCUAGGUCGACCAGACCACUCCAAGAUCCACCCAGAGGCUUCGACAUUGAACGGUUGUCUGUGAAUGAUGUGUGUCGUCGUCUGAAGGACCUAGGGUUAGAGAAACACUGUAAAAAGUUUAAGAAGUCUCUCAUCGAUGGAAAACUGUUAAAACGAAUAACUCGGAGAGCUCUGGAGGAGGAUUUCAGACUGAGUGAAGUAGAGAUCGUCAAGCUCAGUGCGUUCAUUGACGAGGGACACAUCCCUCAAUAGCACAGUGUACCAUGGUCUUUUGUGUAGAAAACAACAACAGCAGUAACUACAAAUUGUGCUUAUUGACUUUAGUUCUUGUUAUUUCGUACUUGUUGUUUAAAUAUAUUAAAAACUGAGCAAACAUCACAGAGAUAAUUUAAUUGGAGUAUAGGGACUUACUGUCAACUGCCUUGACAUCGCGGACUAUUUUAUGAACCACCUUAAUGUCACUUUAGUCGUGAUCCAAA
This is a messenger RNA of Pomacea canaliculata, 2822 nucleotides long. RefSeq lists its product as uncharacterized. The record is from RefSeq and is a predicted model, not a curated record. Lineage: Eukaryota; Metazoa; Mollusca; Gastropoda; Architaenioglossa; Ampullariidae. The transcript is spliced from 11 exons. Gene Ontology annotation, molecular function: protein binding. The coding region runs from base 196 to 2595 and encodes 799 amino acids.